UUCACAGGGGCUUUGGAGUGUCUCGGUCCAGAGGCCCCGGGGAAUGAAACAAAGACAUGAUGCUGCCACCUUCAGAGUUGGAUGACCAGGACCCAUAGACCCAGACUCUUAGCUUCUUUUUUUUUUUAUCUGGCUAAAACAGCAGCUUGCUGCGUGUGUACACGAGCAGCGUGUGCAUGUGUACGUACUGGACGUGUGCACGAGCCUGCGUCUUUGUAUUGUUUGUUUUUAGUCGGGUAAGCCACGCCAGACGUUCCCUGUCCCCUAAAGGAUGAAAAAAAUAAAUAAAAGUUAAAGCCAUGGGAUUACCCGCGCAAUGAACGAUGGAUCAUAACCCCGCUGCUGCUGACUCUGUAGCAGGGAGGGAGUGGGAAAGACGAAGGGAAAAAGAGAACUCGACCGGAACACGGUGCUUUUCUGUUGCCAUCAUCACUACGGAGCCUGUCUACCGGUAGCCAUGGCAACCCUGUACCUCUCGCCUCACACGCCUUGUUUUCCAUUGUUUUACAGCGAGCGCAGCCGGGAUCGCCACAAGUCUCGCAGUAAGGACGGCAGCCGCUCCGAGAAGUCUGUCACCAUCAACGCUCCGCCUGCAGAGCCGCUGCUGGGAGAUUCAUCUGUACGAGGAGAAGAGGUGCAGGAUGACAACUGGGGCGAGACCACCACGGCCGUCACGGGCACGUCGGAGCACAGCCUCUCGCAGGAGGACAUUGUGCGCAUCACCAAGGACCUGGAGGACAGCGUAGGCCUGGACUGCCGGCGCUACCUGGCCCUGACCCUGGGUGUGGUGACGGGCCUCCUGGUGUUCCUCACGCCGCUGGCCUUCCUGGCGCUGCCCCACCUGCUGUGGCCGUCGCGGCUGCAGCCGUGCGGCACGGCGUGCGAGGGCCUGUUCAUCUCCGUGGCGUUCAAGCUGCUCAUCCUGCUGCUGGCCGCCUGGGCGCUGUUCUUCCGGCCGCGGCGCGCAGGCCUGCCGCGCGUCUUUGCGUUCCGGGCGCUGCUCGCCGUGCUGGUGCUGCUGUUUGUGGUCUCCUACUGGCUGUUCUACGGCGUGCGCAUCCUGGAUACGCAGGAUGAGAACUACCAGGGCAUCGUGCAGUAUGCCGUGUCCCUGGUGGAUGCGUUGCUGUUCAUCCACUACCUGGCCAUCGUGCUGCUGGAGCUCAGGCAGCUGCAGCCCUGCUUCUCCCUGGGCGUCACGCGCUCCACGGACGGGGAGACGCGCCACUACAACCUCGGCCAGCUCAGUAUCCAGCGGGCAGCGCUGGCCAUCUUGGAGAACUACUACAGGGACUUCCCGGUCCACAACCCCGCCCUGCUGACCGCCUCCAAGACCCGAGCGGCCAAGCAUCUGGCCGGCCUCAAAGUCUACAACGUGGAUGGUGAGUUCCCGGCGUCGCCCACGGGCCCUGGCAACAACGCUGCGGCUGGAUUGGCUCAUUCCCAGUCGCGGGCCAUGAUCGCCGCCGCCGCCCGCCGCAGGGACACCAGUCACAACGAGCUCUACUACGAGGAGGCGGAGCACGAGAGGCGUGUCCGCAAACGCAAGGCGCGGCUGGUGGUGGCGGUAGAGGAGGCCUUCACCCACAUCAAGCGCAUGCAGGAGGAGGACCAGAAGAAGGCCCCGGGGGACGUGAUGGACCCCCGCGAGGCCGCCCAGGCCAUCUUCCCCUCCAUGGCGCGCGCCCUGCAGAAGUACCUCCGUACCACCAAGCAGCAGCACUGCCACAGCAUGGAGAGCAUCCAGCAGCACCUGGCCUUCUGCGUCACCAACAACAUGACGCCUAAGGCCUUCCUGGAGAGUUACCUGACCCCCGGCCCUACCCUGCAGUACGGGCGAGAGCGAUGGCAGGCCAGACAGUGGACCCUGAUCAGCGAGGUGUCCGUCACCAGCGGCCUGAAGGAGGGCGGCACCUUCCUGCUCAAGUGCAUAGACUUCAGCCUGGUGGUGACCACCAAGAAGAUCCCCUACAUCCAGCUCUCUGAGGAGUACAUCGACCCCAAGUCGCACAAGUUUGUCCUGCGGCUACAAUCAGAAACCUCAGUCUAGAACUGUCUGCAUCGCGUCCUUUUUUAUUGUCCCCCCUUUCGUCUUAUUUUCUAUCAAAGGUUUUUAUUUGGGGUUUGCAGUUUUUUUUAUAUAUAUAUAUAUAUAUAUAUAUAUAUUACAUAUGAAUAUAAAUUACACACAGUUUGAAUACAUUGUUCUUUUUUAUCUUUGGUUUCUCUGAGUUGUUUUUGAAGAAGAAGAAACUACGAAUAUUUCGGAGGAGUUUGACGCAGACCUCUUUGACGGUGGACCUGUACAGAUGUGUGUGUUGGUCUACGUGUGUCUGUGCAGUCUCUUGUCCCUCCCCUGGAAGACUCUGUAGCUGAGCCGACGUGUAGGGAGGGAGGGAGGGAGGGGAGCGCUGGGUUUCGACUCAUCACAAGGGAACAUCAUGUGAAAUAUCACCCUGAUGUGUCAUGUGACACCGUUGCCAUG
This is a messenger RNA of Hypomesus transpacificus, 2485 nucleotides long. RefSeq names its product vang-like protein 1. NCBI's taxonomy places the organism in Eukaryota, Metazoa, Chordata, Actinopteri, Osmeriformes, Osmeridae. Gene Ontology annotation, biological process: multicellular organism development. The record is from RefSeq and is a predicted model, not a curated record. Gene Ontology annotation, cellular component: plasma membrane.